AUGAAGGCUGUUCUUUUCGUGUUGGGGUUGACGGCUAUGGCCGCAGCCCAUGUCGUAAACGAUGACCGUAUGAUUGUUGAUAUGGACAUCAAGGAAAGGCAAAUGUUCAUUUUGAAGCUCCUGAAUCAUGUAAUGGAACCAGUGAUGUACAAGGAAAUAGAAGAUAUCGGCAAAAACUUUAAAUUUGAAGACAACAUGGAACUCUUUUUGAAACGUGAUGUCGUCAAAACUUUCCUCUCUAACUUAAAAGUCGGUUUUCUGCCACGCGGGGAAGUUUUCACUCUACACGUCGACCGCCAGAUGAAAGAAGUUAUCACAAUGUUCCAUAUGUUGUACUACGCUAAGGACUUUACAACUUUCAUUAAAACCGCAUGCUGGAUGCGUUUGUAUCUUAACGAAGGCAUGUUUGUAUAUGCUCUUACUGUUGCUGUGAGACAUCGUGAUGACUGCAGAGGCAUAGUUCUUCCACCACCAUACGAAAUCUACCCAUAUUUCUUUGUUCGUAGCGAUGUUAUCCAAAAAGCUUACAUGAUUAAAAUGAGAAAAGGCUUAUUAGAUGAGAAGUUAUGCGACUUUUACGGAAUUAAAAAAACCGACAAAGAUGUUUAUAUAAUUGAUGAAAAUGUUUACGAUACACGAAUGUACCUAAACGAUGAGGACAGACUCCGAUACUUUACUGAAGAUAUUGAUCUUAACACAUAUUACUAUUACUUCCACAUUGACUAUCCAUUCUGGAUGAAGGAUGAUGUGAUGAACACCAAACUGAGAUUCAGACGAUGGGAAAUGACCCUGUACAUGUACCAACAAAUUCUUGCUAGAUAUUACUUGGAACGUCUUUCCGUUGGUCUCGGUGAUAUUCAAGUUAUAAACUGGAAUAAGCCCGUCAGGAAAGGCUACUGGCCUUGGCUGAUGCUACACAAUGGAGUUCAAUUACCAGUUAGAUUUAACAACUAUUGGGUAGACGACGAUAGAAACAGGGGUAUCUUAGACCUUGUUAAAAUCUAUGAAGAUAUCAUCGAAGAAGCUAUUAUGAAAGGAUAUGUCGAAAUUAACGGUUUAAGAUAUGAACUUACUAAGGCCGACGAUGUAGAAAUUCUGGGGAAACUUAUUUAUGGUGGAGAUAUUGACAAACUCUCUGUGAACAAAAUGAAGUGGGAUGCCUAUCGCUACAUGCUCAUCUUAAUGAAGGCUGUUGUCGGAUUGAACACUUGGACAUCUGACAAAUACUUCGUCGUACCCAGCGUUUUAGACAACUAUCAAACUGCUCUUCGAGACCCCAUCUUCUACCAAUUACAAAAGAGAUUAUCAUACUCUUUUAUGUACUUCAAACUCCACCUUCCUUCUUACACUCGGGAAGAUCUUCUGUUUAAUGGCGUGAAGAUUAACAACGUUGUAGUCGACAAGCUUGUCACAUACUUCGAUGAUUACCUAAUGGAUAUGACUAACGCUGUCAUCCUUAACAAAGAUGAAAUGAAGAAGACCGUGUCUGACAUGAAAUUCUUAGUCCGUAAACGCCGUCUUAACCACCAACCAUUCAGAAUUGUGCUUGACAUUGAAUCUGAAAAAACAGUCGAUGCUGUCGUAAGAGUUUUCUUAGGACCCAAAGAAGACCAUUUAGGUCGUUUAUUAGAUAUUAACAUCAACCGUGUCAACUUUGUCGAAAUUGAUUCUUUCUUAUACAAACUUAACACUGGCAAGAACACCAUUGAAAGGAAAUCAAUUGAUAUGCACAACCUUGUUCGUGAUCGUCUUAUGACGCACGACCUGUGGAAGAAGUUUGAUACAAUAACUGACAUGAAAGACCUCCUUUGGAAAGAUCUCAGAAACUAUAACACUGGUUUCCCCACUAGGCUCCUGUUACCUAGAGGUCGUGUUGGUGGUCUGAAGAUGAUGUUGUACGUCAUUGUUACCCCAUUGAGACUGAUUGACAAUGCUGAUGUCUCUUUAAUUGACCUUAACCGAAAGGAUGUGAUGGUGGAUUAUAGAUCUACUGUUCUUCUUGACAAAAUGCCUCUUGGUUUUCCAUUUGACCGUAAAAUAGAUCUUACUAGAUUCUAUACACCUAACAUGAAGUUCUUAGAUGUUGUUAUUUACCACAAGAAAGAAGUUUGUGACAUGAAAACCCGUUGGAACAAAUAUGUGCUCAAAGGCUACGACUGGUACGGAAAUACUAUCGUGGAUGAUAACAACUACUUCGUGGACGUAGAUGUCGACACCAAAGUCGAAACAGAAAGACGUAACUGGGUUAUGUGA
Danaus chrysippus (African queen) is the source of this 2253-nucleotide messenger RNA. The record is from the annotation of a GenBank genome assembly. NCBI's taxonomy places the organism in Eukaryota, Metazoa, Arthropoda, Insecta, Lepidoptera, Nymphalidae.